AUGUUUAAAAUAAUAAUUUGCAUAAGUCUUGUAGCAGACGUCUGUGCUUCCAGCAAAUAUUCCAAGGAAGCACAGGGAAUUGACCGGCAUGACACCGAUCUUGAUUUCCAAAAUACAGAAAACCCAUUUCGAAUGAAGAAAGUUAAUCUACUCUGGACCAAAGGAAGGCAGGUACUCCCCAGUGUGAAGCUGGCAGAACUGUAUGCUGACCUCAAGGUUCAUGACAAGCAUGAGGCUCACCUGAAAAAACUGAGAGCACAGGAUCUUGACCAGGAUGGAGACAUGGAAACUAAAGUUCUCACAAACUAUAGAAGAAUUGUACACGAUUAUGGAUUAGAUGAAAAUUUCUCACAGAAUGAUAUCUUUAUCAGCAAUGAGCUACCAGCUGAUGAAAAUGUUGACAAAAAGGUUCAGUUCCAAGAUUCUAAACUACAGACCAUGUGGUCGAAGGCACAGCAGGCAGGAUUUUCUGAGGAAGAUUUAAACUUGCUGAAAGAAGAGUUCAUGCAUCAGCAAAUGAAAAUUAAUGAAUUCGACUUUGUUCAUAAGGAGCUGAAUAAACUAGCAGAUCCUGAUGACAACGUCAUCGAUCGUGAGCAGUUAAAAAUGAAUCUGUCACCGAAAAAAUUAUCGGACAAGAAAGAUGGUAUGAAGAAAGUGAAGCGAGACAUCAAGGAGGGCUACAUGAAACUAGAACACCUAGUUUCUACAAUACCGGCAUCUGAACCAGUAUUUAAGGACAGCAGAGUUCACAAACUCUGGGCUCUAGCCAAGAAGACAAACUGGACAAAUGAGCAGUUGAAUGGUUUCAAGGAAGAGUUACUGCACUUUGAGCACCGCCUCAACAAACAAGAAUACUACCAGAAGCAACUACAGCAGUCUGCUGAAGCUUUACAGGAUGUAGAUGUUCCUGAGAACCACAAAAAUUUGGAGGAAAAGACACAGAAUCUCAACCGCAAGAUCAAGAAACUUCAUACAGAAUUCCAGACAAGAUUGAACCAGGCUUUAAAACAUUCGGAAUUGUAA
Messenger RNA from Candidula unifasciata, 1026 nucleotides. Lineage: Eukaryota; Metazoa; Mollusca; Gastropoda; Stylommatophora; Geomitridae. The record is from the annotation of a GenBank genome assembly.